This is a messenger RNA of Ctenopharyngodon idella (grass carp), 4556 nucleotides long. RefSeq names its product elongation factor like GTPase 1 (gene efl1). The record is from RefSeq and is a predicted model, not a curated record. Gene Ontology annotation, biological process: cytosolic ribosome assembly. The transcript is spliced from 20 exons. Lineage: Eukaryota; Metazoa; Chordata; Actinopteri; Cypriniformes; Xenocyprididae. Gene Ontology annotation, cellular component: cytosol; ribonucleoprotein complex. The coding region runs from base 17 to 3472 and encodes 1151 amino acids. Gene Ontology annotation, molecular function: GTP binding; GTPase activity; ribosome binding.
GCGUAACGUGUUACGUAUGACGCCUGCGACGGUCAGCACGCACAUUUACGCUUCCUGGAGUGGAGGAAACAUAAAGUCAAAAAUGGGUCACACAAGUUUGGAGAAGAUAAUUGCACUGCAGAAGAGAACGACACAGAUCAGAAAUCUGUGUAUUCUUGCUCAUGUAGAUCAUGGGAAGACGACAUUAGCCGACUGUCUGGUGGCGAGUAAUGGUAUUAUAUCCAGUCGUUUAGCAGGAAAGCUGAGAUAUCUGGACAGCAGGGAGGAUGAGCAGAUCAGAGGAAUCACUAUGAAGUCCAGCGCUAUUUCAUUACAUUAUGCAACAGGAGGAACCGACUACCUCAUUAAUCUGAUCGACUCUCCCGGUCAUGUGGACUUCUCCUCGGAGGUGUCCACUGCCGUCAGACUGUGUGAUGGGGCCAUUGUUGUGGUUGAUGCCGUGGAGGGAGUGUGUCCGCAGACACAAGUUGUUUUACGACAAGCUUGGCUGGAGAAUAUUCGUCCUGUUCUUGUCAUCAACAAAAUUGACCGGCUGAUUGUGGAGCUGAAACUCACUUCACAGGAGGCGUACACUCACCUGCAGAAAAUACUAGAGCAGGUGAACGCAGUUACAGGCACGUUAUUCACCUCUAAAGUUCUGGAGGAGCGAGCGGAGAAAGAAGCAGAAACUCCGAGCAGCUAUGCAGAGAACGACAGCGGAGAUCAGGUGUACGACUGGAGCGCCGGUUUAGAGGAAACCGAUGACUCUGACCUCUACUUCAGUCCUGACCGGGGAAAUGUAGUAUUUGCCAGCGCUAUAGACGGCUGGGGCUUCAGGAUCCAUCAGUUUGCUGAGAUGUACAGUCAGAAGAUGGGCAUCCGCUUCUGGGUUCUGCUCAAGACCCUGUGGGGCGAUUUCUACCUCAACGCCAAAGCUAAAAAAAUCAUGAAGGGAGCUCAGUCCAAAGGAAAGAAGCCUCUGUUUGUGCAGCUUGUCCUGGAUAACAUCUGGAGUAUGUAUGACGCUGUGGUCACUAGAAGGGACAAAGAAAAGGUGGAGAAGAUGGUGACCUCUCUGGGGGUAAAAGUCCUGCCUCGUGACCUAAAACACUCGGACCCCAAAGUGCUUCUCAGUGCCAUCUGUAGCCAGUGGCUUCCUGUGUCUCAAGCUGUGCUCUCAAUGGUGUGUGAAAAGCUGCCCAGCCCAGCUGAGAUCUCAGCUGAGAGAGUGGAAAAGCUGAUGAGCGUGGGAGCGCGCAGGUUCGACUCUCUGCCCGAGAAAACACAGGAGCUAAAAAAAGCAUUUCUAGAUUGUUCAGCUGAUGAGACGGCGCCUGUAAUUGUCUUUGUGUCAAAGAUGUUUGCCGUGGACUCCAAAUCUCUGCCACAGAACAAACAGAGGCCGUUGACUCAGGAGGAGAUCGCCCAGAGAAGAGAACUGGCCAGGCAGCGGCACGCCGAGAGACAAGCUGCCAAUCAGAGUGCAGAUAGCCCCGGGUCAGCUGAUGCUGGAGGUACUUCGACCCCAGCAGCCCCGGCCACCGGUAGCGUCACAGAUGCUCUGUGUGUGCAGACAGAGGCUCUUUCGGUCAGAACUGCAUCGGAGGAGGAUAACAAAGAGCAUUUUGUGGCCUUUGCACGAGUCUACAGCGGUGUCGUCAGAAAAGGCCAAAAGGUGUUUGUGCUCGGACCCAAAUACGAUCCGUCACUGGCUCUCAGAGUGCUUCCUGAGGGUUGUUCAGUAGCUGAUGUCUUACCCAGCGUCCCCCACAUGGCCUGCUGUACCGUGGACAGCCUCUACCUGCUGAUGGGCCGCGAGCUGGAAGAACUGGAUGAAGUUCCCUCAGGAAAUGUUCUCGGUAUUGGUGGCAUGGAGGACUUCAUUCUCAAGUCGGCCACCAUCUCGACAUCUCCUGCCUGCCCACCCUUCACGCCAAUCAACUUUGAAGCCACGCCCAUCGUCAGAGUAGCAAUCGAGCCCAAACAUCCAAGUGAGAUGCCGAAGCUGGUGCGAGGUAUGAGAUUGCUGAACCAGGCUGACCCAUGUGCCGAAGUGUUGAUUCAGGAGACCGGAGAGCAUGUUCUGGUCACUGCAGGGGAAGUGCACCUACAACGCUGCCUGGAUGACUUGAGAGAGAGGUUUGCUAAAAUUGAAAUCAGUGCUUCCGAACCAAUCAUUCCCUUCCGUGAGACGGUGAUCCGGCCUCCCAAAGUGGACAUGGUGAACGAGGAAUUGGGAAAGCAGCAGAAGGUCGCUGUGAUUCACCAGGUAAAGGACGAACAAACAAAGUAUCACGAAGGAGUCCAGGUGGAUUCCACCGGUCUGGUCAAGCUCACCACCUCCAACAAGAUGGCCACGGUCAGGGUGCGGGCUAUCCCUCUUCCUGAGGAAGUCACCCGCCUUCUGGAGGACAAUGUGGGGCUUAUCCGCACAAUGGAGCAGUUCAGCCUCUUCGCCGGGGAGGGCAAGACUCUGGACAUCAACCAGAAAAUUCUGGAGGAUAUCCAGGAGUUCAAGGUGAAGUUGGAGAGCACCCUGCAAGGCCACAAAUGGAGGGGUGCCGUGGAGCAUAUCUGGGCAUUUGGUCCACGCCGUUGCGGGCCAAAUAUUCUCCUCAACAGCAUCGAGGGCUACCGGAGACCCUCAUUGUGGCAGUGUCUGGAACAAGAGAAGGAAAUUGAAAAGGCUGAGACCACCGCGCUUAGAGACUUUGACAACAGCAUUGUAAGUGGCUUCCAGUUGGCCACACUCUCUGGUCCCAUGUGUGAAGAACCUUUGAUGGGGGUUUGCUUCUCUGUAGAGACCUGGGCCAUGAAGCUUCCCACACCUCAAACUCAGCAAGUCUCAAUAGAUGAGGAGUCACAACCUGCAGAGCCAAAUAAUGACAACCAAGGUGAACGCUCUGACGUUCAUGAGACGAACGUCUCAUCCACAAGCUCUAACCGAAGCAGGAGCAGAGCGGAGACUGCUGGGAGUUCAGUGGACUGUUACGGGCCGUUCUCAGGACAGCUCAUUGCUGCUAUGAAAGACGCCUGCAGAUACGCUUUCCAAGCUAAACCUCAGCGGCUGAUGGCUGCGAUGUACACCUGUGAAAUCAUGGCCACUGCUGAGGUCCUGGGUCGUGUGUAUGCUGUAUUGUCCAAGCGGGAAGGACGAGUCCUACAAGAGGAAAUGAAGGAAGGGACGGAUAUGUUCAUCAUUAAAGCAGUACUUCCUGUUGCAGAGAGCUUCGGAUUCGCUGACGAGAUCAGGAAGAGGACCAGCGGCCUGGCCAGCCCACAACUAGUCUUCAGCCACUGGGAGGUUAUCCCUAGUGAUCCAUUCUGGGUGCCCACUACCGAGGAGGAGUAUUUACACUUUGGAGAAAAAGCGGACUCAACCAGUCAGGCUCUGAAAUACAUGAACGCCGUACGAAGACGCAAAGGCCUCUACGUGGAGGAGAAGAUCGUGGAACACGCGGAAAAACAACGAACUCUCAGCAAGAACAAAUAAAGCGAACGAUCUUCAUUCGUGAAACACAAGCAGAACGAUUUUGCAAAAAACAUUCUGUAAAUUGUUGCAUUAAAUUCAGUGCAAUAAUAUAGGAAUGGUUUGGCACAAUUGUUUAAUUUAUUUAAUUGUUCAGCUCUUGUUUUAUAAAAGAGGAUCAAUGACAACCACUCCUUCAUUUGACUUUAUAGGAUCGAUAAUGACCAAUGGAUUUGCUGAAACUGACCGGAUAGUGAUUCAGUCAUUACCUCCAAUCUAUUUCUUAACAGUCCAGGGUUUUAUUUAUAAUGGAUCUCAUGAUUUCAUAUUGCAGAUUGGGUGAAAAACCAAUGUUCAAAAUGUUAAUGUAUUUGGUGACUGAUCCUCAUUAUCUAAUAUCAGUUAAACCUGGUGAGCAACAUCAAGUCUUUAUUCUACAGUAUAUUCGUCUGCACUAAUCUAUUGUAAAAAUGUGCUGUGCUAUUAAGCAAUUAAGCAAUUGCAGUGCACUCUGGAUCCUAAUGUUGUAAAUAUUAUACAGCAAUUGAAGUCAAUUACACAGUUCGAGACUGUUUUGGACCAGACUGAAGGAAUAGAUUGUCUGAUUUGCGCUGUUGCGAGACUUUGUGCCACACAGAUCUUUGCAAAUUGCUGUGAGUCACUUGAUUUUUCUUCCUUUUCCCCUUCACAUGUUCCUAAACAACCAUUCCUUCCUCAGUUAUUAAAGACAGGAUUAAACCCUGCAAUUAAAGGGACAUGCUUUCAGUUCAUAGCGUAUCUCCUUGUGUGUUUGGGGUCUUGUGCUGGGGUCUGGCGGGGCCCUGCGUUGCAUAAUUUAAGAGUCCUCUUGAAAUACAGUUUCAAUUAGUUUGAAGUGAAACGGCCUUGAAAUGAAUUCCUCCGUCACUCCCUUUUGGUUCACAAACGUUUAAACCCUUGAUUUAAUUUGUGUGUAACACAGCUUUAAUGGCAUUGGGAAGAAGGAUUUGAAUUCUUUAAUAAGGAGCUCCCAGAAUACCGCAGUCUGCUGAAUACUACACAUGUUAGAGUCCUAUCAUGUGAAAUCACUACCAAUAUUUAGGAAAUAAAAUAAACUUGACUGAACACA